GCUCGCCGCAGCUACAUGUCCGAUGAAAAUGAUUUCGCGACGAAAAACGUUUUUCCUGUAUCUGUGGAUGACAGUGGGAUCUGUGAUGGGAUAUUCCAACAAGCCGGAUAACCAAGGUGUGGAAUUCUACGUGGCAUUUGGUGAAAACCACCCUAACAGUCUGAGUCUUGAACUUUUCAUUACCACGAGUUUAAACCAAACCAUCACAGUGAAUGUGACAGCACCUUUGGCCAGCUCCGUUUACGCCGGGGAAACAGUAACAGUCACAAAAGGCCAAGUCCGUACAGUCCAGAUUCCUAAAGGUAUAAGGAUGACCGGAAGCGGUGUUCAGUCCAGAGGGAUAUACAUCACGGCAUCGGACGAGGUCAUAGUGUAUGCGGUCAACAAAGAGCACUACAGCUCGGACUCAUUUUUGGUGAUUCCGGCGGACGUGUUAGGAACGGAUUACUUCGUGCCAGCUUGGCCCAAGAAUACUGCAGUCUCUGGAGAUCAGGAACCAGCACAAAUAGGAAUGGUAGCAUCGGAGGACAGUACAAGCGUUAACUUCACCAUGCCAAGUCAUUCUUUCUCUUGUUCGUACAAUGGACAGACCUAUAGCAGUGGCGAUUUCUUCACCGUCUCGCUAGACCGAUGCCAGACGUUUCAACUUCAGUGCGACGAGGACUUAACAGGGGCAAGAGUCACAUCCGAUAAACCCAUUGGGAUCGUCUCUGGAAGUAAAAGGACAGAGGUUCUAAGUACUUCCAGAUCGUCAUCAGACCAUAUGGAAGAGAUGAUUCCCUCCGUCCCGACGCUAGGGAGACGCUUUCUCACUGCACCCCUGUCAGAAAGGUCCGCGGGCGAUGUGUUUCGAAUAAUUGGCACUGUGCAAGGAACCACGGUAACAGUACAAGGUACGACAACCGGAGCCAACACGUACACUUUGAACGCUGGCGAAUUCCAACAGCUACUCGUCUCGUCUGACGACUACCUGUAUAUUGAGGCCACCAAAGCAGUCCUUGUUGUACAAUAUUCAAAGUCAGCCAGUGCAGACGGUGCUCAAACCGACCCAUUCAUGAUGCUGCUUCCUCCACUUGAACAAUUCGACUCUUACUACACUCUGGCAACCGUAGAGGGCGUAUCAGCUGCUUUUAGAAACUACAUUAACGUUAUAAUUAAGAUGGACCAAUUAUCAGGGCUGUACCUUGACGGGGCACCUGUAGCACCAGGAGAUGUAUCCACAAAUUGGACGCAGAUAUCUAAUACGCAGUACGCAGCAGUCAUAUUGUCAGUUUCUCCUGGAACUCACACCCUAUACCACCAGUCACCAAUCGUUGUUUUUUCCGCAUUCGCCUAUGGUCACGUACAGUACGAAUCUUACGGCUAUCCCGGUGGAUGUCGGUUGGCGCCUAUAGGGGAUUACUGUACUUUGACAGCCUCAGUCGCAGGAGAUGGGUUGGAUAAUGACUGUGAUGGUCUUCUCGAUGAAGAACUCCUAAAUUACAUUGAUGACGAUGGUGAUGGUCUCGUCGAUGAAGAUGUGGCCUUAGCUUCCAAUCCAGAUCAGGCUAAUUUUGUGGCCGCAGUGGAGGUCCCAACAACUUCUCCUUCUACUACUUCUUCUUCAACUACUACUACUACUACUACUACUACUACUACUACUGGUAGUAGUUCUACAUCUACUACUACUUCUACUGCUGGUAGUACUCCUACUACCACCUCUUCCACAUAUGUGUCGGUAACACCCACACAAGUACCGACAAGUACAGAAAGUUCAUUGCUCGCGGGAAAUUCUGCUGCUCGGGUUGGAAAAGAUCUUACGACGAUAGAAAUCGUUGGAAUCAGUGUUGGAAGCGUAGUUGCCGCAGGUUUGGUUGCCGGGUGUUUGUCAUUCUUCAUUAUUGGCAAAUACCGUCGAUUUAAGCGCAAAAAAGAAGAAGAAGAAGAAGAAAAAGCAAAACUAGCCAAGAAUACGUCGGAGACUAGUUUAAGAUCCAACAGAGUCAGCCCAGAACCACAAUCAGGGAAGAAUUCCCGCUUAAGCACCAGUGAUAUUGAUGUUGGAGUUCCAGAAUCACCGGGAAACUCUCCUCGGGAUGGAGCCUUUCUAAACUCACCCCCUGCCUACCCGGGUAAGGCUUGGAGCACUGGCUACGCACGCGUUGGUGAGCCUACACAUAUUAAAGGGCAUAAAACACCGAACAAGAAGAGUAGGGCUAUGGUACCGGGGAAAAAACGACCGGCAGUCAAUCAAAAUCUUAACAUCAUUGAUUUCUAAGCUGACAAAUGGAACUCUUUGAAUUAGUAUGUAGUUGUUGAGUCACCCGAAAAUUCUUAUCAUUUGCGCAAUUUGGCCGACGAUUUAUUACAAGUGCCUGACGACUGAGUCGAAUACGAUUUGAUUACACUUUAGUAUCCCUUGAGCCUAGAAAAUGCUUAUUUAACUCUGUUUUAAUUACAUAACUUAAAAAAGUAAAAUUGAUGAAGUUAUAUCUGAGUCACUCACUCCCACAUGCACACACACGCAAUGACAUUAUAACAUACAGUGGAAUGGGUAAUACAGCAAAAUAACAUAAAGAAACUACACAAGCUACGUCUGCAGCACAGAAACAAAAACUGUGAAAAAACACGGGUAAACAACUAUUUUUGCAGAAGCAAAUACAUGUACAUAAAAACCCACUCAUCUCAACAUAAUUGUAUAAUCUUUCAGAAAUCUUUAUCUAAUACUGGUAGAAAUUGACAAGAUUCUUGCCUACUUACACUGAAUUGGUAGGAAGCAUUCAAAUACUUGUAACAAUAGUAGACAAUGUAUUAACCUCAUUUCAACUCUUUUUUUUUUCAGAUAUAUCAGUUAAGCUUAUAUAAACGUAUGUACAUAGAUAAGUUUGCAGUGUAACAAUUAUGCAUGCUACUGUGUGUAUUGAUGUCCAACACUGCGUGCCAGUAGUCGUCUAAAUGUACCAUGCCGCAUUAUAAUUUUAAAGGCAGAGUGUUUUGAAAUCUUUAUCCAUUUUUUGUUUGCGAAAUGUGUUUGUUCAACUGGCAAAGACAUCCAGUUUCCAGACAAGGACAAACACGUGACAAUCUUCAAACUCAAUGUUAUUUUAGAAUAAGUUUAGAAAAACCUUACGGUUUUCACCAAUCUGAUUUAA
Molecule: messenger RNA, 3131 nt
Organism: Lingula anatina
Lineage: Eukaryota; Metazoa; Brachiopoda; Lingulata; Lingulida; Lingulidae
Product: IgGFc-binding protein-like
Source: RefSeq, a predicted model, not a curated record